This is a messenger RNA of Hemicordylus capensis (graceful crag lizard), 3308 nucleotides long. RefSeq names its product G-protein coupled receptor 83-like. Gene Ontology annotation, molecular function: neuropeptide Y receptor activity. The record is from RefSeq and is a predicted model, not a curated record. The transcript has 5 exons. Lineage: Eukaryota; Metazoa; Chordata; Lepidosauria; Squamata; Cordylidae. Gene Ontology annotation, biological process: neuropeptide signaling pathway. The coding region runs from base 33 to 1184 and encodes 383 amino acids. Gene Ontology annotation, cellular component: membrane.
AGUCCAUACAUAAUGUUUCAUUGGCCAAACUCAUGUUACUCUACCAGGCUGGGAAUGGGUCAUCCUUCAACUGGACAGACGGACAAAUUGUUGAGUGGGAGAAGUUUGCCGAACUGGCCAGAUCUGAGCUGGAAUCGCAGAAACCCACCGUGAAAGCUCUUCUCAUUGUGGCCUACACGGUCAUCAUGGUCAUCUCUCUCUUUGGUAACUUGCUGGUCUGCCACGUGGUGGCCAAGAACAAGAGGAUGCACUCGGCCACCAGCCUCUUCAUCGUCAACUUGGCUGUGGCCGAUAUCAUGAUCACCCUCCUGAACACACCUUUCACUUUGGUUCGGUUUGUGAACAACACCUGGGUCUUUGGGAAGAUCAUGUGCCACGUCAGCCGCUUUGCACAGUAUUGCUCCCUCCAUGUCUCCACACUGACUCUGACAGCAAUAGCCUUGGACCGGCAUCAGGUCAUCCUGAAUCCACUCAAGCCAAGGAUGUCCCUGGCAAAAGGAGCUCUGAGCAUUUCUGGCAUCUGGGUGCUGGCAGCCUGCUUUUCUUUGCCCCACGCGAUCUACCAAAAGCUGUUCCAGUACAAUUAUAGGGAAGCUACAGUUCGGAGCGUGUGCCUCCCUGAUUUUCCGGAGCCGUCCGAGCUGGUGUGGAAAUACUUGGACCUUUCCACCUUUGUUCUUCUCUAUCUCUUGCCCCUCAUCACCAUCACUGUGACUUACACGCGGCUGGCCAAGAAGCUGUGGUUGCGCAACGCCAUUGGGGACGUCACCACCCAGCAGUCUGUGGCUCAUCAGAAGAACAAGAAGAGGAGCAUCAAGAUGCUGGUGCUGGUAGUGGUGGUCUUUGCAGUGUGUUGGUUCCCUCUCAACUGUUAUGUGCUGCUCAUCUCCAGCCUGGGUGUCAAAACCAAGAACUCCUUCUAUUUUGCUCUGCACUGGUUCGCCAUGAGCAGUACUUGCUACAAUCCAUUCAUCUACUGCUGGUUGAAUGAAGGCUUCCGUUCCGAGCUCAAGGCUUUGCUUGCCCUGUGCUGGAAGACGCGGCAGAUGCGAGAGAACCUGAUUCCAGGUAUGAUACUGCCCUAUCGGGAGGCCUGGAUGCAGCAAGCCCCAUACAAGCAAAGGCUGUCUCUACAGAGCAUUCGCUCCACCACCAACGUGCAGACCUUCAACACCGAUUUGUGAGAUGGACAAACCAAGGAUGCAAUGUUGGGGUGAUGCAGUGUGUGGCCAGCCUGUGAAGGAUGCACCAGCAGGAACAACUAAAGUACAGGUUUCAUUGUGGUCAUGAGGAGGACAAAGGACUGGUCUCUCAAAACUAUAUCCACUUUGAGGGAAAUUACUGGAAGUAAACAGGCAAAAGGGAUUAACGUGCUCUUCCGUUUGUGGCUUUUUGUGCAUGCAUAGCAAUUAUAGUGAAAUUAACUGGGGCCCAGAGAAGAUGGUGAUGGGUGGGGUGACAGAGGUCUUCUCAAAACCUAAAACUUCCCAUUUCCAAGAGGGUUGUUACAGGUUUUUUCUACCAUAUUUCUACCACCCCCAGCACAGGACCUCCAGUGACUGUCGCUGGUGUCUGUCUUAUGUUUCUUUUUAGAUUGUGAGCCCUUUGGGGACAGGGAGCCAUUUUGUUUAUCUUAUUUAUUUGUUAUUUCUCUGUAUGAACUGCCCUGAGCCAUUUUUGGAAGGGCGGUAUGGAAAUAGAAAGAAAGAAAGAAAGAAAGAAAGAAAGAAAGAAAGAAAGAAAGAAAGAAAGAAAGAAAGAAAGAAUAUUGACCAGGGGCAGAGCUGUAAUUGAAAAAGGAGGGUAGAAUGAAUGUCCCCUGGGCCCCUGAAGGAGAAGGGGCCCACCAGCUGAAUGCCAGCUUGCUCUUCACUCUCCCCGCUCCCCUCUCUUCAAAGAAAAAGAUGGAGAGGUGGGAGGCACAAGGACCCGUCUUCAGACUGAUGUUCCGGGCCCCAUUCCUGUUCAAAGUGAGAAUUCGAAAGCAUUGCUCUUAGCACCGUAGUAACCUCUUCUGGCCACUAGAGGCACGAUGAGGUGUUAAGAGAUCAGUUUGGGUCAUUUUAGUUAGAGUCAGUUCCGUUGUACGGGCUCCGUUCUUGUGGAAGGCUAGUGCCUGUUUGGGAAUGUUGUCCAAUCUCUUUCCCUCAGUCUGUGAUGUUUUAGUUUCUUAAUAAAGCUUUGUUUUUUUCAACUCAGCCUAAGGUCUCCAGAUAAACUCUUGGUCUAAACCUCUCUACCACCAGAGCACACGCUGCAGUAUGAGGAUGUUAAUGUUUCUCCUCAUUAAACUGGAGAUAAAGCCAGCCUGAAGAAGGCUAAUGCAGGUAUAUACUCCUGGAAACUGAGAAGAGCUCCAGUUCAGACCUAGUUAAAGGAACGGUCACUCUAUAAACCCAAGAAUAGGCUUGGCCAGGGUCCAAACUAGGGGAGAGGAGGCCAUGAUAACAGGAGGAUAACGGGAGGGCAUGAUAACAGUUGAGGCUGGAGUGUGGCUCUCCAUUCUUAACCUCUGGCUUAAACGAUCCCUCAGCCCUCGGGAUUUGGCCCCUCUGACCCUACUGGGUGGCUUUCAAUCUUCCUGGGAAGGGGCCCUGUGGACUAAAUUGUCACUUUACCCCCCCUCCCCCCAUUUCCUACUUGCUAUGGGCCAUGGCCAGGCAAAAACAGUCACAAAACAGAGGAAAAUGGACACUGAGUGCCAGGCUGACUAGGCAGGGCGGAGAUAUUCUGCCUCCUCCGCUGCAUGCUUGUCACAGCUAAAAAUCCCAAGCCACAGAAGGGCUUAAACCCUCGCCCAUUGUCAUGCCCUUAGGGACAUAGGAAGCUGCCAUAUACUGAGUCAGACCAUAGGGCCAUCUGGCUUAGUAUUGUCUGCACAGACCGGCAGCGGCUUCUCCAAGGUUGCAGGCAGGAGUCUAUCUCAGCCCUCUCUUGGAGAUGCUGCCAGGGAGGGAACAUGGAACCUAGAAGCUCGUCCCAGAGCGGCUCCAUCCCCUGAGGGGAAUAUCUCACAGUGCUCACAUCAAGUCUCCCAUUCAUAUGCAACCAGGGUGGACCCUGCUUAGCUAAGUGGACAAAUCAUGCUUGCUGCCUCAACAACAGGUCUCCUUCCCUCUGCAGUCCUGGAAGGCAAAUUCAGAAAGAUCCCAGUUGCAGAGAGACGUUGUCCCUGUGACACUGGGGAGGUAGAAACCACAGAAGAUGUACUCCUUUUUUGCCACUUUUACAAAGACAUUCGGACUACAUUUAUAUUUCCGCUAUUUCGCGAGUACCCUGGCCUCUCCAGCCAUGACUAUGCCCUCUCU